AUGAGACAAAAAAGAGCUAAGUCCUACAGAAAGCAGAUGCUCGUGUACCAGCACACCUUCAAGUUCAGGGAACCAUACCAAACAAUUGUCCAUAGUGAUCUCGUAACCUUGUGCCAAAGCGCUUCUUUCGAUGUUGCAAAAGGCAUAAAUCGAACUAUUCAAGCCGAGAUCAAACCUAUGAUCACCCAGUGUUGCAUGCAAGCUCUCUAUAGCACAAAAAACCAAGAUGCGAUCGAAAUAGCCAAGAAAUUCGAGAGAAGACGAUGUAAUCAUCCUCCAAAAGCUCCACUUGAUCCAUCCGAAUGCAUCGAAUCAAUAGUCAAUGUUGAUGGGAAAAACAAGCAUCGCUAUAUUGUAGCCACCCAGGACUACGAAUUGCGCAAGAAACUUCGCCAAGUGCCAGGAAUUCCACUUGUAUAUAUGAACAGGUCGGUGAUGGUGAUGGAACCAUUGUCGAAGAAAUCAGCCCAAAUUUCUGAAUCUUUGGAGACGUCCAAGUUAACGGGAGGAUUGAAUGAUGCCAAAAAUGCCGGCAUUGUUCCAAAAGAUGUUCCUGAGGGUAAAAAGAGAAAGGGUCCAAAGGCACCUAAUCCUCUCAGUGUCAAGAAAAAGAAGGUUGAGGCAACCGAAGCCUCCGACGCACCUAAGAAACGCAAAAGACGUCAUAAAAGCAGCAAAGCCGGCGAAAACCAUGAAGAACAAUCGAACGAGUCGAACGCAUCAACCGAGUCGAACGAAUCGAAUGAAGCACAAUCGAUAAGCUAA
Meyerozyma guilliermondii ATCC 6260 is the source of this 765-nucleotide messenger RNA. RefSeq names its product rRNA-binding ribosome biosynthesis protein. The transcript has a single exon. The record is from RefSeq and is a predicted model, not a curated record. Gene Ontology annotation, cellular component: nucleolus; small-subunit processome. Gene Ontology annotation, molecular function: small ribosomal subunit rRNA binding. The coding region runs from base 1 to 765 and encodes 254 amino acids. NCBI's taxonomy places the organism in Eukaryota, Fungi, Ascomycota, Pichiomycetes, Serinales, Debaryomycetaceae.